Molecule: messenger RNA, 2519 nt
Organism: Fundulus heteroclitus (mummichog)
Lineage: Eukaryota; Metazoa; Chordata; Actinopteri; Cyprinodontiformes; Fundulidae
Product: SRSF protein kinase 2
Exons: 16
Coding region: 16-2172 (718 amino acids)
Biological process (GO): spliceosomal complex assembly; regulation of mRNA processing; protein phosphorylation
Molecular function (GO): ATP binding; protein kinase activity
Source: RefSeq, a predicted model, not a curated record
AUAGCGACUAAUUGUAUGCAGAUACUGGCAAAGGCGUCCACUACCCCGCCACCAAAACAGCACCGUUGUUUCCGACAAGGAAAUAAGAUACUCAGACUAUUUUUACAGACCCGCCUCUCUCAGAGCCAGAGGGAGGAAGGAAGAGGAGAGCAGCCCGGGACGGAGACGCUCCACUCCGCCGCCCUCAGCCGUGUGGUGUCGGCCUCGCUGCGUUUUUCCGCCUUCCACUUAUUGCUGAUCAUUUCCCCCUGGAGCACCGCUGGCACUUCAGAGAGCCCACGGCAACGCGACACCUCUGCUGGAGCUCCUAAAGGAGGAAAGCACUGGUCUUUCCCUGAGUGCUGCUGUCACACUGGCUUGAGCUCUCCUCAAACUUACCGAGGUCCAGUCAGCAUGUCUUCGUCCUACGCAGCCGCCAUAUCAGCCCUAUAUACAAUCAACCAGCCAAUUUAUCAGCCUUUUCAAGAAACAAAACGUAAAAGUAGCAGCAGCAAGCGUCCUACACCUAGCAAGAACCCCCCUGGCCCGCCAUCUUCGCAGAACCAUUCUGCAUCGCCUGAGCCUGCUGGAUUUUAUGAAGAGCAACAGGAGAAUCCCUCAGAUUACGGCAUAGGUGGUUAUUACCCUGUAGAGAUCGGAGACAUUUUUGUGGACCGCUACCAAGUCCUUAAAAAGUUGGGAUGGGGUCACUUCUCCACCGUAUGGCUCUGCUGGGACAUGGCAACGAAGCGCUUUGUGGCUCUGAAGGUGGUGAAGAGUGCUGAAAUUUUUACAGAGACGGCACUGGACGAGAUCAAGCUGCUUAAAUGUAUAAGGGACAGCGACCCUAAAGAUCCUAAGCGGGAGAAAAUUGUGCAGCUCAUUGAUGACUUUAGAAUCUGCGCUACGACUGGAGAGCAUGUGUGCAUGGUUCUGGAGGUUCUAGGCCACCAGCUGCUCAGGUGGAUCGUCAAAUCCAACUACACAGGACUCCCCCUGCCUUGUGUUAAAAGCAUCCUCAAACAGGUUUUGCAGGGUUUAGAUUACUUGCACGCUAAAUGCAAAGUAAUCCAUACCGACAUCAAGCCAGAAAACAUCCUCCUGAGAGUGGAUGAGGUUUAUAUUAGGAAGCUUGCAGCCAAGACAAAGCUGUGGGAGUUGCCCGUUUCGUCGCCGCUAAGCAGCUCAGUUAACAAAGACCCAGGAAAAAAACAGAGUGGGUUCAACUUCUUUGGGAAGCUGACAGGAGUUCUGCACACCCUUGGCGAAUUGUCCAGCAAGGUUUCCAGGAGUCCAUUAACGCGGCUAUCAGCGAAGGACAAACGCUGCCGAGGACAGAAGAAUCCGUCUGACCUGAAAUCAGACAAACCUCAUGUGACCUUCUCUGAAGGUGCUGCUGCUGCUGCUGCCCCAAGCACACAUCAGUCCACUUGUAAUUCAAAGCUCAGAGGUCCUGACCUUAAGAUAAGGAGACAGACUUUGCUGUUUGAAGAUGGAUUGGACAGCACCCCACGCAGCCACAGAGGCUCAAUGGGCUCUUGCCCAAACAUUAGCCUCGAUGCUCCUGUUUCUGCCUCCAGAUCCGAGUUUUUCCACCAGACCGUGUGCUCCGAGCCUGCUCCAGCUUCCCCGGCUAGAGCAAUCAGCAACCCAGAUGUGCCUGUAGACCUGUUGAAGCCUCAGAAUGCUGACAAAAUUGUUGUCAAGAUUGCAGACCUGGGCAAUGCCUGCUGGGUGAACAAGCACUUCACUGAAGACAUUCAGACUUGCCAGUACCGCUCUAUAGAGGUUCUGAUUGGUGCCGACUAUGACACUGCCGCUGACAUCUGGAGUACUGCCUGCAUGGCCUUUGAGCUGGCUACGGGAGACUACUUGUUUGACCCCCAAUCAGGAGCUUCAUACUCCCGGGAGGAAGAUCACAUUGCUCACAUCAUUGAGCUGCUUGGACCUCUUCCAUCCCAGUUUGCUCUUUCUGGGAGAAAAUCCAAACAAUACUUCAACAGAAAAGGACAACUGCGGCACAUCUCAAAGCUGAAACCAUGGAGCUUGUUGGAGAUCCUGCUGGAUAAGUACGAGUGGCCACGAGAGGAAGCUCUCCCGUUCACUUCCUUUCUCCUCACCAUGUUGGAGGUGCAGCCACAGAGAAGAGCCACAGCCGGCCAGUGUUUGAGACACCCCUGGAUUGCCUCCUAGAGGCAGCAGCUUCAUGCCUUUCAGAGCACAGCAGACAAUUAAUGUUAAAUGGGUCUCAGCCUGUUGGUGGAGUAGCUCGAUGCUGGCAUCUGUUAAAAAAACAAACAAACACUCGCUUAAGUUGGACUUUUUUUCUUAGUGGUUGUUUGAUACUUUAAUAUUUUUAUGUUAUAUUCUGUCAAUGCAAUGACCAAAGAGAAGAGGGAAUGUUUGUCUUAUGGAAAUGUCUGACUGGGUCUCUACACAGUCAGGAUAAGUUGAGAAAAAUGUAUGUUUUUCCAGAUUUUAUUGCCAAUCCCAUGUUCCUUCCUUCCUUCCUUCCUUCCUUCCUUCCUUCCUUCCUUCCU